Trachymyrmex cornetzi is the source of this 2631-nucleotide messenger RNA. RefSeq lists its product as uncharacterized. Lineage: Eukaryota; Metazoa; Arthropoda; Insecta; Hymenoptera; Formicidae. Bases 1 to 2631 code for a protein of 876 amino acids. The transcript is spliced from 3 exons. The record is from RefSeq and is a predicted model, not a curated record.
AUGUCUAAUCUUACAGUAGCGGAGACGAAAGGUAAGCGCAAGGUUAUUAAAGCAGCAGUCACACGAUUGAAAGGGUUUAUCGAUUCGAUAGAAAUUGCACAAAUUUCACGGUUUGAACUAAUGGAGAGAUCAAAAAAGUUAAGUAUAUUGUGGGAUCAGUAUGAUGAAGUGCAAACGCGAAUUGAAAUGCUGAGUGUUGAUGACACUAGCGAUGAGAAUCAACAUCAAAUUGACAUUCAGCAUUCCGAUAAUAGAGGUAGUUUUGAGGGCGCUUACUUUUCGCUGAUGGCAAAACUCGAAACGGCAAUUAGUGAAGUCAACAUUCGCGAAGCUCAAACCGACCUCGGUUCUCGGAAUUCCAAUACGCAGUUGAAUAACGAUACCUCUGUUUCACAGAUUUGUUUACCUAAAAUUGAAUUACCAAGUUUUUCGGGCAUAAAUGAAGAUUGGUAUUCUUUCUAUGAUACUUUCGAAAAAUUGAUUCAUUCAAAUUGUAAGCUAGCAGCUGUCCAGAAAUUCCAUUACUUACGUUCGUCGUUGAAGGGUGAAGCAUUGGACAUCAUAAAGUCAAUCGACAUAACUACAGAGAACUAUGUUGAGGAUCACGUGAGGCAACUGGUGGAAUUACCGCAUAUCACAAGAGAAAAUCACGUACAGUUGCGUACCUUACUUAGCAACGCACUCAAACAUUUGCGCGCUCUUAAAGCGUUAGAAAGACCAGUAGAUACAUGGGAUGAUUUGAUAAUACAUCUCAUUUCGUCCAAGCUUGAUCCAGUUACAAAACGAGAAUGGGAGACAAGUCGCACGGAUAACUCGAUACCUACGUUCAAACAACUCAAGGAUUUUUUGUUACAACGAUGUUCGGCUUUGGAGGCAAUCGCAAGCAAGACCACGGGCGCAGUUUCAUCUAUUGAUACAAAUACAUUAAAUCAAAAACCAAAACGAGCAGUCAGUUACGCAGCCAGCACAAAUGUGAUUUGCGAAUGUUGCAAGGAAUGUCACUUCUUGUAUCAAUGUAACUCAUUUAAAGAACUUCCUGUCGACAAACGAUUCAAGAUAGUAAAAAAUGCACGCCUGUGCAUUAAUUGUUUAAAAACAAGCAAUCAUCAAGUUAAGAAUUGCACUUCCGGUUUCUGUCGCAAAUGCAGUAAGGCGCAUAACACACUCUUACAUUUCGAGAAUGCAGGCAAUCAAGACGAAACGGAUCUCGUAUCAAACGCUGAAAUUUCACAAGCACCAGUGGUUACACAAUGUUCUCAACAAGGCUCAGCAAGGAAGCUGAAUUUCAUCACCGAAACGUUGGCAAACAAAUUACGACUGAAACAGCAACAUUUAAAUAUCGCCAUUUCUGGAGUAGCACAGGGAGGCAUCAACGCAAGAAGAUCUGUUAACGUUCUGAUACAAUCCAAACAAAAUAGUUAUCGCGAACGAAUGGAAUGUGUAAUCCUGCAGAAAAUCACACAAAAUUUACCUCAAGAAUUUGUGGACAGAUCACAACUGAAAAUUCCAUCUAACAUUUCAUUAGCAGAUCCUCAUUUUAAUAUUCCGGAUAACAUUGAUCUUUUGAUCGGCGCUGAAGUGUUCUGGCAAUUGCUCUGCAUUGGUCAGAUCAAAUCAUGCCGGACACAUCCUACCAUUCAGAAGACCAAACUCGGUUGGAUCAUUUCUGGUCAGAUAUUCAACAAUCAUCAAUCGAAUAAGAGCCACAUUUGUCAUUUGGCCACAAUGGAUGAUUUAAAUAACACCAUCUCCAAAUUCUGGCAAACUGAAAAUAACUAUUGCAAUGAGAUUUUUACGCUAUUACCCGAAGAACGUGAGUGCGAAACUCAGUUUUUACAAACUACUACGCGCAAUUCUGAUGGAAGGUAUAUAGUCAAACUUCCAAUCAAGGAAGAGUCAAUGAGCCAGUUAGGCAAUUCGAAGGAGAUCGCCAAACGGAGAUUUUACGCACUGGAAAGACGAUUGGCCAAACAAUCCGAUAUUUAUGUUGCUUAUCGUAAUUUUAUGAAUGAGUAUCAGUCUUUAAACCACAUGCAGGAGGUCAAGGAUAUUACUGAUGACGGUUUAUGUAAUUAUUUACCGCAUCAUACGGUAUUCAAGGAAACGAGUGCGACGACAAAAACACGUGUGGUUUUUGAUGCAUCAUGCAAAACUGACUCAGAAAAAUGUUUAAAUGAUAUGCUACUCGUCGGUCCAAUAAUUCAACAGGAUCUAUUUGCUAUUUUGGCAAGAUUUCGUACAUUUGCAGUAAUAAUCACAGCGGAUAUCACGAAGAUGUACCGGCAAGUACUAAUUCAUCCAACCCAGAGAUCGCUUCAACGCAUUUUCUGGCGAGAUAAUUCCCAAGAAGAUUUAAAGAUAUUUGAACUCAUGACUGUAACCUGGGACACAGCAGCAGCACCGUUUUUAGCCAUAAGAGCAUUACGAAAACUCGCCGAAGAUGAAGCCUCUGACUACCCACUUAGCUCGAAAAUCGUGUUGAGGGAUUUCUACGUAGAUGACAUGCUAACAGGAGCGAAAUCAAUAGAUGAAGCAAUGAUUAUAAAGCAGCAAACUCAUGAAUUACUCAAGCGAGGAGGAUUUGAAUUGACGAAAUGGUGCUCCAACGAAAUCAAGCUGCGAGACAAUUAA